GCAACGUGUAUUUCUUUGUUUUUAGCUGACUCCUCUUACACCGUUUCCUAAUAACUACCAAACAAAUCAAACACAACACAAACACACAAUUCUUGUUCUUCUAUCUCUCAAAACACGAUUUACAAUUAGGGUUUCCAAUAUCAAAUAAAUAUACUAACGUUUAGUGAUGGGUUUCUCAAUGUUCUUCUCGUCCGAAAACGAGGUCGUCCACCACUCCUCUCCUUAUGCUUCUGUUGACUGUACUCUCUCACUUGGAACUCCCUCCACUCGUCUCUACAACGACGACGAUGACCGUAGACUCUCUUCCCAUACAUCAAACACAUUAGGCUGGGACUUCUUGCACGGUGCCAAGAAAGGCUGUGGCCGUGGCGACGGCGGAAAUAACCUCCUCCCUCGCCGUUGCGCUAACUGCGAUACCACUACUACUCCUCUUUGGAGAAAUGGUCCAAGAGGUCCCAAGUCAUUAUGUAACGCGUGUGGGAUCCGAUUCAAGAAGGAAGAGAGACGUGCGUCCACCACGGGAGCGGCCUCGACUUCCGGAGGAGUAUCAACGGCGGCUGGAGCUCUGACUUCGGAUCAUCACGGAGGUGUAGAUUAUUAUCACAAUAACAACUAUCAUUAUGCUUCAUCGUCGCCUUGGAUUCACCACCAACAGCAUAAUACGCAGAGAGUCCCUUAUUACUCUCCGGCAAAUAACGAAUAUUCGUUUGGUCAUGAUGUCAGAGAGGAUAAUCAUGACGUCACAGCCGACCCGUUCUUGUCUUGGAGGCUUAACGUCGCCGACCGGACCAGCCUUGUCCACGAUUUUACGAUGUGAUGAAUAUUAUCGUUUCAUAUAUGUUCGUCUAAAAAGGGUCAUAGCCUUGGAUACCAUUUAGCAUAAAAGACUAAAGUCUUAGCCUUGUCCAAAUUCUUUAAUUUUACUUAAGUUACAUAUAUAUUUGAAUGUUUUUUUUUCUCUUUUUGGUUCUUUGUGUAAGUGUUUUUUAAUUUAAAUUUUCUUAUGAAGCCACUUGUGUUAC
Molecule: messenger RNA, 1022 nt
Organism: Eruca vesicaria subsp. sativa (arugula)
Lineage: Eukaryota; Viridiplantae; Streptophyta; Magnoliopsida; Brassicales; Brassicaceae
Source: the annotation of a GenBank genome assembly